Messenger RNA from Durio zibethinus, 1402 nucleotides. RefSeq names its product mitochondrial uncoupling protein 1-like. NCBI's taxonomy places the organism in Eukaryota, Viridiplantae, Streptophyta, Magnoliopsida, Malvales, Malvaceae. Gene Ontology annotation, biological process: transmembrane transport. The record is from RefSeq and is a predicted model, not a curated record.
GAAGCGAGGAAGAAAGGCAGCAGACCAAAUUGCGCAAGCCUCCUCAUUACUUUUCCCGAGAUUCCUAAUUUCCUUUCCUCAUCACUUCCAUCACUCUCUUUGCUCUCCCCUCCUUUUUAUAAAGUAAAAUCUUAGUUGAUUUUCAAUUCCUUUGUUACUAUCCUUUACAUUUCUUCUGCUGAGAGAGGUUUUGAAAAUGGUGGCUGAUCAAAAGGGUAAAUCCGAUAUCUCCUUCGCCGGAACCUUCGCCAGCAGCGCUUUCGCUGCUUGCUUCGCUGAGAUAUGUACAAUUCCUUUGGACACUGCUAAAGUUAGGCUCCAGCUUCAGAAGAAAGCUGUUGGUGGAGAUGCGGCGGCGCUACCAAAAUACAGGGGUUUGUUAGGUACAGUUGGUACUAUUGCUAGGGAAGAAGGUUUUGCGGCGCUCUGGAAAGGUGUUAUACCCGGAUUACAUCGUCAGUGUCUUUUUGGUGGUUUGAGAAUUGGGAUGUAUGAGCCUGUUAAGAAUUUUUAUGUGGGAAAAGACCAUGUUGGAGAUGUUCCUUUGACCAAGAAAAUACUUGCUGCCCUUACAACUGGUGCUCUAGGAAUUACAGUGGCAAAUCCAACUGAUCUUGUGAAAGUUAGACUUCAGGCUGAAGGGAGAUUACCACCUGGAGUACCUAGGCGCUAUUCUGGGGCACUUAAUGCUUAUUCCACCAUUGCCAGACAGGAAGGAGUUGCUGCUCUUUGGACUGGGCUUGGACCCAAUAUAGCACGGAAUGCUAUUAUCAAUGCUGCUGAACUUGCAAGCUACGAUCAAGUAAAGCAGACAAUUUUGAAAAUCCCUGGAUUCACUGAUAAUGUUGUGACUCAUCUCUUUGCUGGUCUUGGGGCAGGAUUUUUUGCUGUCUGUAUUGGUUCUCCAGUAGAUGUGAUUAAGUCGAGAAUGAUGGGAGAUUCAGCUUACAAGAGCACACUUGAUUGUUUCAUCAAAACUUUGAAAAAUGAUGGACCUUUGGCCUUCUAUAAGGGUUUUAUCCCGAAUUUUGGACGGCUAGGAUCUUGGAAUGUGAUCAUGUUUCUUACCUUAGAACAGGCAAAGAAAUUUGUCAGAAAUCUAGAAUCCUCGUGAGCUUAAAAGGGAUGAUCAUCAAUCCCACAGAGCAAGAAUUACAAGUGGGACUACCAUUGAAGUUUUACAGAGAAUAAUAGAAAUUUAUCUUAUUCCCUUAAAUAUUUAUGUCAUUGGUCUCAUUUUGGUAAUUGAGACAAAUUAUGCCAGGGGAAUCUCUUGAAAUUUCACUCAACUUAGAAACUUUGAAAUAAUUUUUAUGGUCAUUUUUAUUACUGCAGUUAUCAUUUGUCAUCCCAUUGAAAUAUUGAAACUGUUAAAAUCAGAAAUUUGUCAUCAUAUAUUUCC